Paralichthys olivaceus (Japanese flounder) is the source of this 3453-nucleotide messenger RNA. The record is from RefSeq and is a predicted model, not a curated record. Lineage: Eukaryota; Metazoa; Chordata; Actinopteri; Pleuronectiformes; Paralichthyidae.
CUGAUCAGGUGUAUGGAGACCAGGACAUGCAUGAAGUGGUCAGGAAACACUGUAUGGAUUACCUGAUGAAGAACGCAGAUUAUUUCUCCAGCUACGUGACAGAGGAUUUCACCACAUACAUUAACAGGAAGAGGAAAAACAAUUGCCACGGCAACCACAUCGAGAUGCAGGCCAUGGCCGAGAUGUAUAACAGACCGGUGGAGGUGUAUCAGUACAGCACAGAGCCAAUCAACACGUUCCACGGCAUCCACCAGAACAACGACGAGCCCAUCAGAGUGAGCUACCACCGCAAUAUUCACUACAACUCUGUGGUGAAUCCCAACAAGGCCACGAUCGGGGUCGGACUGGGACUGCCCGCCUUCAAACCAGGGCCCCCUCAGUACGCAGAGCAGUCUCUGAUGAAAUCGGCCAUCAAGACGUCGGAGGAGUCAUGGAUCGAGCAGCAGAUGUUGGAGGACAAGAAGAGAGCGACGGACUGGGAGGCUACAAACGAGGCCAUCGAGGAGCAGGUGGCCCGGGAGUCGUACCUGCAGUGGCUGCAGGACCAAGAGAAACAAGCCCGACAGCCUCGUAAGGCCAGCGCCACCUGCAGCUCGGCCACGGCAGCAGCUUCCAGCGGUCUGGACGAUUGGAGCGCCCGGUCGCCGCGGCAACGGGACUCGGACCCCUCCCACUCUGACCUCACGUCCAGCUCGUCGACCAACAACAAGCCGCCCUCUCCCGCUGGAGCCGCGCUCAUCCUGAGCAAACCCCCCUCCCCCUGCGCCCCAGGUCCCAGUAAUCAGAGUCGUCAUCAUCUGGAGUACAGAGCCAUAAUGCAGGAGAUGUCGCCUACAGCGUUUGGUUUGACGGACUGGGAGGAUGAUGAGAUUCUGGCGUCGGUGCUGGCCGUCUCUCAGCAGGAGUACCUGGACAGCAUGAAACACCAGAGCGCCGCCAUGCAUCGAGAGAGGGAGCCGUCACCUGACAGCAGCUGAUAGACAACUGACACACAACAACACACAGACGCGCACACACACACCAACACAACCAUGACCUUUGCCCCCUCCCUCUCGCCUCCACUAUCCCAGCCCCCUCUGCCCCCCCGGCUCUGACCCACUGAAGGAGAUCGACCAGGGAAAAAAUAAAACAUCAGACAAAUAAAUGCACACUUGUUUUUUUCUUUCAACUCAUCUGCUCAUCUCUCUCUCCAUUCUGUCGUCUCCUACUCCCUCCUUCCCUCGUUUCCUCCUCCCCUUUGUCCCAUAACACCUUGCUUCCAGCCAAUAGUGAUCCGACAUUUCCAAACAACCCACUCCACCCCCGCUCUUUGUUUUCCAGAGGGAGCUCGGUCUUACUGCUGAUUUCAGAUAAGUUCUGAUAUUUAAACAUCAUAUUUGGCAGCUUUCAACUUCACUUUUAACUUUUAUACUUUGUUUAGUUUUUCCGAAUUGUACUGAUGAUUCUGUCUGUAGCAGGAUAUUAGCGCUGGGCCAUUGGUCUCAAAUGAGGAAUGCUAAUCAGAAAUCAGAGCUUAAAAAACGAACCGCUCUGCAGGUGCAGCAGUGUCCCCUCUGCUAAGCUAGCAUGUAGUGUAAGUCUAGCUCCUUACGACAUCGCUGUUAGCAACAUUUAAAACUUUAUUCUCACUUCUCUCUUAGAGCCAACUAGCAGCCAUUUUGUGUGAGGAAUGCGAAUCCUGUAAAUCAUGACAGAAAAACCUGACCACUCCACAGGCACUGAGAGCGAUCACCUGAAGUCUUACUGCGUCAAUCGCUAAUUAGCUGUGUUGCUGUUAGCUGUCAAUAACUUUUCCUGCUCAUUCUUCUCAUAGUUGCGGUUGGUUAAAGUUUCAUGUCGUCCAAUGCUAACGAAGCUUGCUCUUCAUGUUGCAACUCUAUCUCUGGUAUCACUGCCAAGAAGCUACAUUGCAGUUAGCUUAGCGGUCAUGCGUCUAACAGCUCCCACCCAUUAUGUGAGAAAUGCUAAUAUUGCUAAUCCUAACUGACAAAGACAACUACAGAAUCUGUAUCGGUGUACUGUAGGCUACAGUAGCAUGCUCUCGAGCGAGCUAGCUGUCGCCUGAAGUUUUACUAUGUUUAGCUCCUUCUAAGCUCGUUCUGAGGACUUACACAAAGUGGCCACCAGUGGGCGCCAUGGGAAGGUUGAGAAUCGGCGGGAAGCUUAUGGCCGCACAGUUUUUUGUGUUAUCACUCGUUAACUAGUUCGUUAACUACUUUUAACAUUUCCCACUUUUUCUCAGUCUUUUCGUUCUGGCAGCCAUUUUGAGCGAGCAGGCUAUCACCUUGUGUCUUAUUAUAAUUUAUAGCUAGCUCCUGUAGUUCCCGGGUGUGCUACCCCCCCCCCUGAGACGCUGUAUUUCAGUUAGCAUACCCGCCAUCAUGUUCACAGCUGGCAGCCAUCUUGUUCGACCAACACACAUUUACUUUCCAUCGCUGUUUUAUAAAACACAACGGUCUGUAACACCUCCUCCCUCUCUCUCUCCUCCAUUAUGUCUUCCUCUCUCCAUCUCCAUCAUCAUCAUCAUCGGACUUAUUUAGCUGCAUGUUUAAUUGACCACGACCAAUAUCAUCAUAGAGAAAAGGCGACAAAUAAAAAAGGAGAGAAAAAAAUAGAGAAUUGUCAUACUUAUCCCCUUAAUGAUUAUUAUUGUUGUUAUUAUUAAUAAUAUAAGUUUGUUUUAUUUUAUUUUAUCAUUUGGGAUGAAAUACCUUUUUUUUCUUGGAAUAAAAAGAGGAAAAUGUUUCUGAAUGAAAAUGUUUGGGAGUUUUAUUCUGCAUACAAACGUCUCGUCUUUUCUGCCAUUUAACUUCUGUCCAUCUUUAAUCUGUAUCAUCAUCACUUCUUCCUCAUCUUUUAUUUCACUCCUCCUUCAUUCACUAUAUUUUCUCCCUCUCCUCUCUCACUUAUUCCUCCAUCUUCUGUCUAUUCUUCAUCUUCUUCUUCCUGUUCUGUCUCCUCCUCACUUUUCCUUCUUUUCAGAGCAGACGGAGAUAGGGAAGUGUUGUGAUGAUGUCAUCAGUGUCCUGCUCCAGGACGUCCUGGUUACAGUUCUGAGAAUAAAAAGUGGCAGAUAAAUAAAAACAGCAGAUACACUGAGAAAAGAUAAAGUUUUUAAUUCCACCGCAGGUCAUUUAAAGGGAAGCUGUGUAUGUUAUAUUGGGAGCUCUUCAGUUUCAGUUAAAUUGUCCAACAUGAGGAAAUUGUUUAACAAAGCAGAAGCACAAAUCUUUACAUGAAAUUACUCACAAUGAAACGUGACCCUUCGUUAAACGGGAGCGAUCUUUACAUCUUGCGCUGCUGUAAGAUGUUUAUUUCCCCAACACGCAUGUCACAGGGGAAUUCACAUGUUACUGCAACACAGGAUAUAAAGAUUUAAACAUAGUCACACACUUUCCACUUUAUUAGGCAGAAACAGUUCAGAUGAAUUGAAUCAUCUGUGUGAUUGUAACU